UGGAAAUGUUAAGUGCCACAUUCCCUCAGAAAGAGUUUGGAUAUCUGCCUGGAUUGCAUACUGCUUAUGAAUGAGGUAACUUUCAAAGCAUCGAAAUACUCAGUUUCACCAGACUUAAGAUUUGUUCUUCUUGCAUAUGAUGUAAAACAGGUUUUUCAUUAUUCUUAUACAGCUUCAUACGUGAUUUACAACAUACACACACGGGAAGUUUGGGAGUUAAACCCUCCAGAAGUAGAGGAUUCAGUAUUACAGUAUGCAGCAUGGGGUGUCCAAGGGCAGCAACUGUACUUUGUAGCAAAUGAUUCCAUGCUGGACCUGGCAUGGAGGCAGGGAUGGGAGCACUGGACAGCAGAAGGAGAAAGCUGUCUCUGUUUAUUCAGUGAGACGUAUCAUAGUAGAAGUCUGAAUGUAAAAUCUAUUUUCAACAUAUGCAGUUUUCUAUGAGAGAUACAGAGUUCCUCCACAGCACUUGAUGCAAUAUGGAUAGUUUUUAUUGUCUGUCACCAGAAAGAUUACUUAAAGUAGCAAUCAAUGAUGUGUGGUUAGAAGGUCUUCAGUUUGUCUGAUCUUUUAAGAAAAAGUUUUACAUAGUUGACACCUUAAUUUCACUCUAGGUGGCACAUGUUUAUUUUGUAUGACGUUCUUUCUAUUCACUUUUAUCCAUGUAAACCACUUUGCCUUUGUAUUUACAGUAGGUAUUAUAUGUUAUUUAUUGAACUGAGCUAAUUAUUCUUAUGAUAUUUUAUGUGGUUGUGAAAGGAACUGUUGGAUAAGCAUAAAUAAUGGUCGAUUCAGUUAUGUAUGAAUGCUUAUUUGUAAAUAAAUCCAUAUUUUAUAAAUAGCAGAAAUAAAGCAAAUGGUUUAGCUCUCUAGAAUACUAAAAAAUAAAUAACUUUGUAGAAGCUUGAUAGCUUUCUUCAUCAAAAUUUGAUGCCAUCAACAAGAAAGUAUUAUUAAAUGGUAGGACUGAAGAUGAGCUUUUAUUAUGCUUUAACGCAAUUUAAGCCUCAUUGUGUAGAAUUACCUAUUAUCCUUUACACACAGUGAAUGAUUUGUUGGCUGCAGCUGAACUGUGGAUUCAAGUUGCUCUCAUCAAAUUUUGGAAAAUGUAUAAAGUAUUAGAGAACAAAGUAUCCCUCUUGUUCCAAUAUUGGAAAGGAUAAUCAUAACUAAAGAUGCACAGAAGCUGAAGUAUUUACUGAAAGAAAAUGAGAGAAAAAAGAGAAACUAAAGGAAAAGGACCUCACUUUGUAUUAAAACUAUGUAAAUCCAAACAAAAGGAAACUUAUUAACAAAAGAGAGACAAACUUGAUUUUAUUAUCAAAAAUAAACACACUAGUUUAAGAACCCUCUGCUUUAUUGUCAUUCAGCGUUGUCAAAGCAUUACUGCUUGGAGGUCAGUUUUGCCUUCUCUUCUUACCAGCAGUUAUGGCCCCACUAAAACGAAAGCACCUUUUGGACUUGUGACAAUUCCUUACUUCCUUAUUUAUUUAUUGCAUUAGAAUACUGUUUUAGAUAAUACU
Meleagris gallopavo (turkey) is the source of this 1523-nucleotide messenger RNA. NCBI's taxonomy places the organism in Eukaryota, Metazoa, Chordata, Aves, Galliformes, Phasianidae. The record is from RefSeq and is a predicted model, not a curated record.